AGAUGACAGAUCAUUGCUCCUCCUUAUCUGCUCCACACUGAUAAAGUACAGCGCAGGGACCUGACACUGACAGGUCGCAGACAUGGGGUUUCUGCUCAAAGUCACCUUUAUUGGGGUGCUCCUUGCUAGUGUGGGAGAGAGACUAGGGAAGUUCUGUCAUCGAUUCAACUACUCCAGAGAAAUAGACAACAUAGAGCUCCCGAACUGUCAUCUCGUGAAAGGGAUCGACUAUGGCUCUGAAGAUAUAGAGGUUCUUCCGAAUGGCCUGGCCUUUAUCAGCUCUGGUCUGAAAUAUCCCGGAAUUAUGAGCUUUGCUCCUGAAAGGCCUGCCGAAAUAUUCCUGCUCGAUAUGAACAAUGAUGAUCUCCAGCCGAUCUCUCUGCCGAUCAGCAAAGGCCUCGAUAUGUCUACGUUUAACCCUCAUGGAUUGAGCUCGUACAUUGACGAGAAGGAUAACUCGGUCUACCUCUUUGUGGUGAAUCAUCCUCAUCACAAGACGACUAUUGAGAUAUUCAAGUUUAUAGAGAAAGAAAAUCUUCUUGAGCACCUGAAGACCAUUGCACAUCCUGAACUUCACAGUGUAAACGAUAUUGUUGCUGUUGGACCUGAGAGCUUUUAUGUCACUAAUGAUCAUUACUUCACGGACGACACCAUGAAACAAGUCGAAUUGUUAUUUGGAUCAAAGUUGACAAAUGUGGUGUAUUACAGUCCGGAAGAGGUCAGAGAAGUUGCAACUGAUUUCUACAGCGCCAACGGGAUUGCCAUGUCAAAAGACAAAAAGUUCAUCUAUGUCGCUGAUCUGACUGGUCACACAGUGAACGUGUUAGAGAAACAUGACAACUGGUCUCUGUCUCCAGUAAAGGUGGUGCAGUUAGAGACCCUCCCGGACAACCUCUUCGUGGAUCCAGUUACAGGAGAUGUCUGGACAGGAGGUCACCCAAAUGCCUAUAAAGUGUUCUUCUACAACAAAGAUGAUCCUCCUGGGACAGAGGUUGUCCGCAUACAGAACAUUCACUCGGACAACCCCAUAGUGACCACCGUUUAUGCCAACAAGGGCUCUGUCUUACAAGGCUCGUCCAUCGCCGUCUUGUAUGGCAAGAAACUUCUCGUCGGCACAGUAUUUCACAAAGUUUUGUACUGCCCGUUUCAAUAAACAACUUGAGCUACGGAGGCUGAAGAACUAGAUUUUUUCAAAUAGCACUUAAUUUGGGUAAUUAGUACGAAUAUGUCAAGUUUUUGGCCACUUUUGCUUCCCUGAUGCAUUGGUAACUGGGAAUCAUCUUUUCCCUGUGAUUAUUACUACCUGCUACCAGGAACACUCAUUGUACGCAGUGGUCUACAGACACCCAUCAGUUACUAAAUGUUAUUAGGUAAUAGUGUGGUUGUACAGGAUUUUAA
This is a messenger RNA of Bufo bufo (common toad), 1398 nucleotides long. Its product is annotated as serum paraoxonase/arylesterase 2-like. Bases 83 to 1153 code for a protein of 356 amino acids. NCBI's taxonomy places the organism in Eukaryota, Metazoa, Chordata, Amphibia, Anura, Bufonidae. The transcript has 9 exons. Gene Ontology annotation, molecular function: arylesterase activity. The record is from RefSeq and is a predicted model, not a curated record.